AUGAAAACAGUAGCGCAUAUGAUUCGGCACUCAAGCGCACGUGAAUCAUCAGUGGCACAUUCCGAAGAACACAUCCCGACAUUCGAGCGUAAAGCCAGCGAUGGUGGAAUCGAACGAAAAACCCGAAACGGUAGUAUCGUGACGCUGGAUUUCGACUGUGAAGCACCAACGGAAGCCAGUCGCCGCAAAGAGCGCCUUCUGAAUGCUCUGAAGAAAGAGGUGUGGUGUUUGAUUAAAGUGAGAUUUCUACGAAAUUUAAUUCUGGCAUAUUUCAGGACUUCAUGA
This is a messenger RNA of Gongylonema pulchrum, 285 nucleotides long. The record is from the annotation of a GenBank genome assembly. NCBI's taxonomy places the organism in Eukaryota, Metazoa, Nematoda, Chromadorea, Rhabditida, Gongylonematidae.